Messenger RNA from Drosophila busckii, 710 nucleotides. RefSeq names its product basic helix-loop-helix transcription factor amos (gene cato). The transcript has a single exon. NCBI's taxonomy places the organism in Eukaryota, Metazoa, Arthropoda, Insecta, Diptera, Drosophilidae. Bases 144 to 710 code for a protein of 188 amino acids. Gene Ontology annotation, molecular function: protein dimerization activity. The record is from RefSeq and is a predicted model, not a curated record.
UAAAAAUAUUUGUGUUAGCUCAAUGCCGAUGCAACGACAGCAACAGCAGCAGCACCAGCAGCAACAGAGGGGUGGCUUUACGUUGGUGCAGCUCGUGCCACUCACGCGUCAGUUCCAUUGAAAGUUUCGAGCUGUGCGGCAGCAUGAGCAACUAUUACUCUUCCGAGGAGGACAACAGCUCGCUAUAUUUGGGCAGUCCGAACUUUAAUCUAACGCUGCUCACCAAUGGCAACCAGCAACAGCAGCAUCAGCAGUACGGGCAAGGCAUCUAUCUAACACCAGACUGGCAAUUUCUGGAUCAGACUUUGGAGCAGUCAACUUCACACUAUGACAAUCAGACUACACUGCCGUCGGAGUCCACAGCGCAGCAGCUCAAGAAACGCAAGAGUAGCGGCAGCGGUAGCGUCAGCAUCAGCGGCUCAACUGCAUCCAGCUUGAGUCCUACGGUGCGGAAACGGCGACGCCAAGCGGCCAAUGCACGCGAGCGCAAGCGCAUGAACGGACUCAACGAAGCCUUUGAUCGGCUGCGUGAGGUGGUGCCAGCGCCCUCCAUAGAUCAGAAGCUGUCCAAGUUCGAAACACUGCAAAUGGCUCAGAGCUAUAUAAGCGCUUUAUGCGAUCUGCUCGAGCAUAAUGGUGAGGAUGGUGAAGAUCUGGAUGCUACUUCGUAUACGCUCUUUGACGAAAACAGUUUUCAGCUGCAACAUUAA